AUGAAACAAAAGGCCGACACCCAACUCACCUCGGCAAAAGCCGAACGGAGUGGCCGCCAACCACUGACUCCGGUGCAGAUCUCCGCGACCUCGCCAUUGACACCGGAGCAGGACAUCACCGGGGCGAGGAAAAGGCCGGGAGAACUUAUUCCCCUGCGCCGUCACCGCCUCCGCCUCACCGACGUCACCAGGAACAGCAAGCCGCCGAGGAAUGACACCCUGACGGCAAACCCUAGCUCCACCGCCGAGAAGGGAUGGUGA
Miscanthus lutarioriparius is the source of this 261-nucleotide messenger RNA. The record is from the annotation of a GenBank genome assembly. NCBI's taxonomy places the organism in Eukaryota, Viridiplantae, Streptophyta, Magnoliopsida, Poales, Poaceae.